Molecule: messenger RNA, 1979 nt
Organism: Wyeomyia smithii (pitcher-plant mosquito)
Lineage: Eukaryota; Metazoa; Arthropoda; Insecta; Diptera; Culicidae
Product: bcl-2-related ovarian killer protein-like
Exons: 5
Coding region: 1078-1956 (292 amino acids)
Biological process (GO): extrinsic apoptotic signaling pathway in absence of ligand; regulation of apoptotic process; intrinsic apoptotic signaling pathway in response to DNA damage
Cellular component (GO): mitochondrial outer membrane
Molecular function (GO): protein heterodimerization activity; protein homodimerization activity
Source: RefSeq, a predicted model, not a curated record
GUACUGUCUGCAGGUGAUGCAGCACGAAUGCAAGUGCGCGAGUGGCACCAACCGGUUAACCGAUAUCGAAAACACGGUCGUCAGACAAAACAAACCACGUCCUUUGCCAUGCGCAACAGGUCGCGGUUUUUUUUUCGUUUCGCGUUGUUUACUAUGUUUUGCGACGGGACAUAAUGAAUUGUUACUGUGAUAGUAGGCUGUAAAAGUGAUUAUUUUAGCGUAAUUUGAGCCGCAAAACUUUUAAGGUAUAAAAUUUAACUGCACAGACGCACCUGCUUAAAACAAAACCCAGAACUGGUAAACGAUAACAAACGGUUUGCAGGACGCAGGUGGCGUGGAGGUGUACGCGCCGGGAAACCUUUCAUGAACCGCAAACGGUGACUAAUUGAGGUAAACGGGGGAGACCAUAAUAGUAGUCACGUAUGAACCGGCAGAUUCCGCGCAAUACCUUCAACGAGGGACGCCAAUGAAUAUAGUUACGGAGCUUGCUAGCGAACCGAACUUUCAAUUGACAAAAGGCAUAACCGACAAAAUUAAAUUAAAAAUUCAUGGUGGAAAGUACGCAAGGCUGUCUACCCGCAGAUCGACUCCAAGUGUUUAUUGAAAACAAUGCGUAAGGUACCAACCACAGGAAGAGAGUGUGUCUGCAGGAGCGAUGAGAACGCUAUGAUUCAGUCAACAAGUGUCAUACUGAUUUGUAUUUGGAUGACCAAAUUCAAAAAAGACUUGACAUAAAAGUGCUUGGAAGUUAAGCAGUAAAAUCUACAGCUUAGCAGGGGCUGCAGCAGUAAGAAGUUUCGUGACAUGAAGGCACAAUAGCAGUGCAUAAUACGGCGACAGGCCAGUUAUAAUGCAGCGUGAUUAAUUGAAAAGUUCUUAACGAAGUAAGUCCGUGAGUUCAGUGCAAUUUAUAAAAGAACGGAUCUACCGACUAGCGGGCACGAAUGGAAAAAAAAGUUUUGAUCUAAGGGAUCUUGACAGUUCAUCUGAUGCUGGUCGGACAAAUGUGCAGCUGCAACAAAGAAGCGACAGGACAGUAGUCAAUAAAUCAAGUAAAAUAUUUUAAAUUUUUGCACAAUGACGACUACUGAGGCAACGAGCAACCUUCUUUUGCCUGACCGACUGAGUGCCCCGACGCUAACACGGCGGAAGUUUAGUUUCCCAGCUAGUUUACAUUCCACAGUGCUGCUAGGAGAUCCCCUAAAUUCCGGCCCUUUACAUACUACGAGUACCGCCUCGGCAGCACGACGAAGACUAAGUAACGUUAGUGAUGUAGUCACGCGUAAACUCUCCAGUACCAUCGGGUGGAAGCAACCAGUGGUCCCGUCACAGGAUAUAAUAACCCAGGGGAAGUGCCUAUGUGGUCAGUACAUUCGCUGCAGGCUGAAAAAGUCCGGUGUGUUCAACCGGAAAUUAGGAUUACAACGAAUUAGGAGUAUCGUUGGAACGCCCUCGAUACACGUUGUUCGUGAGGUAUUUCCUGCGCUGUUGAGUGUAAGCGAUGAGCUAGAGCGAAUGUAUCCACGAGUUUACAACGGAGUAGCUCGACAGCUUACGCGGAUUGGUCGCGGUGAACUGAAAACUCCGGAAACUGCGCCGGUACUGCUCAGUGCAAUAGCGAGAGACUUGUUCAAGAGCGACAUCACUUGGGGAAAAAUAGUUUCCCUUUUUGCUAUCGCCGGCGGCCUAUCGGUGGACUGUGUCCGCCAGGGACAUCCCGACUAUCUGCCCAAGCUGAUCGAAGGGGUGGUGGACGUGAUUGAAGACGAGCUGGUCGUCUGGAUUUCCGAAAAUGGUGGUUGGGUUGGCCUGGCUAACAAGGUGCGACCACCACCGGAGGAAAUCACUUUCGCUGGACGAUGCUUCGUUGGCGCUAGUUUAGUUGUUUUUUUAUUUGUACUAGUUUAUUUGUUAAAAACACUAAGUUUGUAUUUAUUUCCAAAUAUAUUUACGUAGCGGAGCUCAGCUGACUAUUUUAC